Messenger RNA from Pundamilia nyererei, 3011 nucleotides. RefSeq names its product bloodthirsty-related gene family, member 2 (gene btr02). Lineage: Eukaryota; Metazoa; Chordata; Actinopteri; Cichliformes; Cichlidae. The coding region runs from base 1707 to 2996 and encodes 429 amino acids. The transcript is spliced from 8 exons. Gene Ontology annotation, molecular function: protein binding. The record is from RefSeq and is a predicted model, not a curated record.
GACGAGAAACACACAGGAAUAUAUUUUCACCGAACUCAAAUGUGUGAAGUUGGUUCAAGGAAAGGUUUUAAUAAUUUCCAAAUUAAAAAAACAAACAAACUACUGAAUCUGUGAUGUGAAGCUGCCAAAUGGAUACAAGGAAGAAAGGUGGUGCCAUAGAAUUAAGGCUCAUGGUGGUUGGUAGCAGUGGACCUUCUCAGUUCCUACUAACCAAUUCCAUACUUGGGAGACAGGUGUUUUCUAAGGAUGUCACCAGCCUUUCUGGCAGCAUAAAGAACAACGGUGAGCUGGCUGGUAGACGAGUGGCAGUGAUCAAUGGACCAAACAUCUAUGAUAAGGAUAUAUCUAAACCUAAGAGGAAGAUGGAGCUAAGGAGGUCCAAGUGCUUAUGUAUACCUGGUCCCCAUGCAUUUCUUGUUGCCUUUGACAUGGAGAAAAUCUCCCCCAAUGAUGUGAGAACCUCCAGACUGAUGAGGGAACGCUUUGGAAGACACUGUCUGAGACACGCCAUGGUCCUCCUGGCCUAUGAAGGAAAUCAGAAUAGAGCUGCCUUGGAAGAUAGGGUUAAGAAGACAGAUUGGCAUCUGCGAGAACUCAUCGAGAAGUACGGUGGACGCUUUCACCUUUUCAACAAGAACUGGAGAGAUCGAAGUCAGGACAGAGAGCUGUUGAAGAAGAUAGAGCUGAUGGUUGCCUCGUUAGGAGGAGGCUACUUUUCCAGCAGAACUUUCCAGAAGGCAGAGGACUGUGUAAAGAAGGAGGAGAAUAAGCUUAGGAAGCAGCGAGCAGCAGAGAUAGAGAAGGCAUGGGCUGAGAUGGAAAAGCAAUACAUGGAAGAGGAGCUGUACUUCCAGAAGGAUGCCUAUACGGCUAAUAUUGGCGCAGAGAUUAGAGCUCAAGCGGAGAUCGACAACAGCUGGCUCAGGACGUCCCUAGCCAGAGGCCUGGGGACAGGUUUUGUUGUGGGGGCUGUGAUGGGUGCGCUGGCUGGGUCUAUAGAGGGCCCAGGAGGGAUGGUUCUCUAUGGGAUCAUAGGUGGUGCAGUGGGUGGAUCAGCAGGGGGAACAGCACAGGUGGCAAUAAAGCAUAUGGACAACAGAAUGGCCCCGACUGCCAGACUGAACUUCAACUCAAUCUUUAUUAACCGCUUCUUUGCAGCUCCUCGUGCAUGACAUAGGGAACUGACUGAUGACCUGAUGAAAAUAAAAAACUUACUCUUUGUAUCCAACUUCUGGUUAGGUAGCUUUCUGACUUACUUGAUAACAAACUAGAUAGCCGUCUUAAGCCCUCUUUCAUCUCAAGAACAUAUGUGUAGUACGAGAAAACUUGAAAGGUUUCCAGUGGCAUCAAUUCAAACUGUGACAACCAGUUUAAACUAUAAAUAGGCCUAUUAUAAAUAAAUGAAGCUGUGAUUUUAGCACAUUUAUAGCAGAUUUGUGUGAACACUUUAUAUUCUAUUCAACCUCCACCUCUUCCUGGUGCCUUGCUGUGGAUUAGUUGAAGUGCAACUCAAAUAACAUGUAGGGCGGAGUCUUAGCUGAACACGCCAUUGUCUAAAGCGCUGCCACUUUCCUAGACAAUCCACAUACCUCAGUACACCUGUUCAGUGUGAACCAGUGAAGUUUCUGUGUAUUAUUAACUAAAUUAACAAGUACAAGCCAUACAGACACCGCUCCUACCCAGAAAAGAUCGACUAAGUAAAGAUUAUGGCCUCUACCAUCUGCUUGCUCCCUGAGAAGCACUUCUUGUGCUUUCUGUGUAGGGACAUCUUCACCAGCCCCGUAACCAUACCAUGUGGACACAGCUUUUGCUUGUCCUGCCUGUCCAAAUACUGGACACGACAUCAGUUGAAAUACUGCCCUCACUGCAGGAGACUGUUCACAGACAAGCCUGACCUCAGUGUCAACCACAUACUGGCAGACAUAUCUGAAAACUACAGGAAGUCUCGACCACAGAAACCACCAGAUGAGGAAACGGUUAUAGAUGUUAACCAAAUGAUUCAGGAAAGGGUGCAGAAGAUAGAAAGACUGAAAUACUCUCUCGGGCUACAAAAGAACUCUUACCUCAGAGAGGUGCGAGAGAGUCAGAAGAUCUUCUCUGCACUUGUAAAUGCUAUGGAGAAGAGCCAUAAAGCUGUUGUUGCUGCAAUUGAGGAGAGGCAGAGAGAAGAGGAGAGCAGGGUAGAAACACUGGUCAAAGAGAUCGAACAGGAGAUUGAGGAGCUGAGGAAGGAGACCAAAGAACCGGACCCUCAGAUCUCUGGUGAUCAGAGUGACGACUUGAAGCGACCUGCCAAGCCCUGUGAGAUGAAGGACUGGUCCAAGGUUACCAUAGAAACUGAUCCUUGUAUUGGAGUCACCAGAAGAGCACUGUCAGACGUGUUGGAACAAAUAAAGUUAGAAGUCAACAGACUCUCCAAAGCUGAACUUAAGAGAAUCGAGAAAUACUCAGUGGAUGUUAACCUAAGUGCUAAAACAGCAAACCCUUUUCUUUGGGUCUCAGAUGACAGAAAGCAGGUGAGGCACACGGAUAAGCUUCAGGAAGUACCGGAGAACCCCAAGAGGUUUGACAGAGUGGGAAAUGUUCUGGCCAAAGAAAGCUUCGCUGGCGGGAGGUGCUACUGGGAAGUGGAGGUUGGGGAGAAGAUAGAAUGGACCCUAGGUGUUGCCAGACAGUCCGUAAACAGGAAAGGCAAGUUCACAGUGUGCCCUGCAAAUGGUUUCUGGACCUUAAGCCUGAAAGCUGGAGGCCAGUACAUUGCAAACACCUCUCCUGUCACCCAGUUGGCUCUAGACCAACGAAUCAAGAAGUUUGGAGUGUUUCUGGAUUACAACGAAGGUCGUGUGUCCUUCUACUGCGCAGACUCUGGAGUCCACAUUCAGACCUUCACGGAUAAGUUCACAGAUCGGCUCCAUCCAUUCUUCAGUCCUGGUCGCAUGCAUGGAGGCAGAAAUGCAGCUCCUCUAGUCAUCUGCUCAAGUUUUUGCAACAUCUAAACCUCAUUCCAGUUU